Messenger RNA from Mercurialis annua (annual mercury), 2684 nucleotides. RefSeq names its product protein PAF1 homolog. Gene Ontology annotation, cellular component: Cdc73/Paf1 complex. Lineage: Eukaryota; Viridiplantae; Streptophyta; Magnoliopsida; Malpighiales; Euphorbiaceae. Gene Ontology annotation, molecular function: RNA polymerase II complex binding; chromatin binding. Bases 346 to 2325 code for a protein of 659 amino acids. Gene Ontology annotation, biological process: transcription elongation by RNA polymerase II. The record is from RefSeq and is a predicted model, not a curated record. The transcript is spliced from 12 exons.
AUAAAAUUGAACUAAAAACAGAUUAAAAAACUAAAAGUAAACAAUUUGCAGACUAAGUAGUGAAAGAACUAUCUCAUCUAAUUACAAAAUAAUUGAAUGAUAUGAAAAUACAAAACCUGCUUUGAUCAAUCAAAAACCCAAAUCUUUGGUUUUAGUUAAAUCUAGGCUACUGUUCAAAAUCUUUUCAAUUUAGGGUUUCUUUAAAUCACUGCUAAUGAUUUGGGCAGUGUAAUUUCAGUUUCUUUUGGGGUUUUCAGAUUCUAAUUUCUAAUAGUGUGAUAUUUUCCCCAAUCAAGAAUUAUUAGGUUUACAGAAAACUUUUGAUUUAGAGGUUUGAAUUUUGGAAUGGCGUCUUAUAGGCAGUUUCCGGCGCAAUCUACUUUUCCACCGCCGCCUCCGCCGCAGCAGCAACAAAGACCUAAUCAGUUUAAUCAAAUGCCGAAUUUUCCACAACAUUACCCUGGAGCAGCAGCAGCUGCACCACUGCCUCCACCGCCACCUCAUCAGCAAUACCCGUAUCAACCACCGCCUCCACCGCCACCAGACUCGUCAUACCAACCUCCACCUCCACCACCAGGUGGUGGUGGAUAUUAUCCACCACCAUCACAAUAUCCUCAAUAUGGUCAUCAGCCUUUACAACAACCAUUGCAGCCACCUCCACCACCGCCACCGCCUCCACCGCCUUCGUCUCCCCCUCCCAGCUCUUCAAUGCCACCGCCGCCACCUCCUCCUAGCUCGCCGCCGCCACCGCCUCCUAAGGAAAGUGAAAGAGACAGAGGAAUGUCUAGAGGAAGGAGAGACCCGGGUGGUGGUGAUGCUAAAUAUAAACAGCAUCAGCAGCAACACAUUCGGCCGCCGCCAGUUCCAUCUCAUGGCGGAAAGAAGGUGAAUGGUCCACCGGGGAGAGUGGAGACCGAGGAGGAACGGAGGUUAAGGAAGAAAAGAGAAUUUGAGAAGCAAAGACAAGAGGAAAAGCAUAAGCAACAAUUGAAAGAAUCUCAGAAUUCAAUUUUGCAGAAGACUCAAAAUUUGUCUGCUCAAAAAGGCCAUGGUUCUAUUGUUGGAUCAAGAAUGGGAGAUAGACGGGCUACUCCAUUACUGGGUGGGGAGAGGAUUGAAAAUAGGUUGAAGAAGCCAACAACAUUCAUAUGUAAAUUGAAAUUCCGUAAUGAACUUCCUGAUCCAAGUGCACAGCCAAAGCUUAUGAGUAUGAAGAGGGAUAAAGAUCGAUAUACUAAAUACACAAUCACAUCAUUGGAGAAAAUGUAUAAACCACAACUUUUUGUGGAGCCAGAUCUUGGGAUACCUCUGGACCUACUAGAUCUCAGUGUAUACAAUCCUCUUAAAGGUAGGCCACCUCCAAUUCUUGAUCCAGAAGAUGAGGAAUUAUUGCGGGAUGAUGAAGCGGUUACUCCUGUAAAAAGAGAUGGGUUAAAGAUAAAAGGUCGUCCCACUGAUAAAGGUGUUGCUUGGCUGGUCAAAACACAAUACAUAUCUUCUUUGAGCACAGAAACGACCAAACAGUCUAUGACCGAAAAACAAGCAAAAGAACACCGAGAAAAGAAAGGAGGGCACAACCUUUUGGAGAACAAUAAUAGGGAGAGUCAAAUCAAGGAAAUCGAAGCAUUAUUCGAGGCAUCCAAGCUACCCCCUGUCCAUGCAACCAACAAAAGUCUCAAGCCUGUUGAGAUUUUACCGCUUCUACCUUAUUUUGAACGGUAUGAUGAUAAAUUUGUUUCGGUGGCAUUUGAUAAUGCUCCUACAGCCGAUUCAGAAAUCUACAGUAAGUUGAAUCCAUCUGUUCGUGAGGCCUGUGAAUCAAGGGCUGUUAUGAAAGCUUGUGUGGCAACAGGAUCAGAUCCAGGUAACCCAGAAAAGUUUUUAGCAUACAUGACCCCUGCGCCUGAUGAGCUGUCAAAGGAUAUGUUUGAUGAAAAUGAGGAUAUCUCGUAUAACUGGAUUCGCGAGUAUCAUUGGGAUGUACGGGGUGAUGAUGCUAAUGACCCAACAACAUUCCUUGUUGCAUUUCAAGAUGACGCUGCUCAUUAUCUGCCUCUUCCCACAAAGAUUAACUUAAGGAAAAAACGAGCCAGAGAGGGAAGAGCUGGGGACGAGGUAGAACAUUUUCCAGCACCAUCAAGCGUGACAGUGAGGCGGAGAUCAAUUGCUGCUGCAAGAGAACUCAGGGAUUCUGGGGGUGCUUCAACUUCAAGAGGUAAUAUGGGAGUAGCGGAUGAUGACGACGACAUUGGAAGAUCGCAUAGGGGUGCUCGAGACCGGGAUAUGGACAAUUAUAGCGAAGCCGAAGAUGACAUGUCUGAAUGACCUGUCCUUAUGCAAAAUGGCAUAUGGUUGCUCAAGACCAGGAGAUGAAUUGUUUGGAUGACUGGGCCCCGACGAAAUACCGUCACAGUGGAAAAUGACCACAAAUAUUUUUUAUCUGGAUGCUGAAGUGAUACAAGCUGAUGAGGUAGAGAUAAUGCACUGUAAAUGGCAACCAUCCAAAUAUACAUGUUCUUUUUCUAUUUAUUUCAGGUUGUAGCUGAUUGUAGUUGACUAGUUUUUCACAAUACCAUAAAAGGCAGAAAGAAUGAAGAUGAACAGAAAGCGAACAUGAGAGGUUUCUCAUUUUAUUUCCUGUAUAACAAGUUUUAUUUAAUAUAUGAAAUAGUUGUUUAUCUUUA